Aphidius gifuensis is the source of this 1849-nucleotide messenger RNA. Its product is annotated as thyrotroph embryonic factor-like. The coding region runs from base 679 to 1791 and encodes 370 amino acids. Gene Ontology annotation, biological process: regulation of transcription by RNA polymerase II. Lineage: Eukaryota; Metazoa; Arthropoda; Insecta; Hymenoptera; Braconidae. Gene Ontology annotation, cellular component: nucleus. Gene Ontology annotation, molecular function: DNA-binding transcription factor activity, RNA polymerase II-specific; RNA polymerase II cis-regulatory region sequence-specific DNA binding. The transcript has 6 exons. The record is from RefSeq and is a predicted model, not a curated record.
GGUUGUUGUUGGUGUGUUGUUCAUCACGGUGGCCAUGCGCUGCUGUUGAAAAACCGCGGCUGUCAGUUGGUUACAGUAACUCAACGAGUAUCAACGUUUUUUUUUUAUAUUCAAAAAAAAAAAAAUUAAAUAGUUUCGCGAAAUAUUUCAUAAAUUAUACUUGUGAAUAUUUCGUUGAAUUUGUUUUUUUUUUAUUAUUUUUUUUUUUUUGUCAUUUUCAUUAAUUAUUCAAUUAAAUAAUUUUAAUUUUUCUAUUAAUUGAGCAUUUAUUAACUAUUUAAAAAAUUAAAAACAAUUAAUAUAUUUAAAAUAAUCGAAUUGUGUAUUAAUUUUUUUUUUUUUUUCCAUAAAAUACUGUGCUGUGAUGAAUAAAAAUAGUUAAAUAAUUUUUUAAUAUAUUAAAAAAGUGAUCAAGUUUUUUUUUAAAAUUCACAAGUGUCUUGUUAGUUUUUUAUGUUUUCUUAAAAAAUAGUGAUAUAUAUAUUUUAUGAAAAAAAAAAAAAGAAAAAACGUUGAGAAACUUUUUUUAAAAGUCAAAAGUAUUUAGCGAAAAAUAAAUAUUCCUUUUAAUUUUUAUUAUUUGGUGUCAAGGUAGUUGUAUUUAGCAAGGAAAAAAUUAUAAAUAUUGGAGUGUGUUUUAUUAAAUUAUUGCAUUUAAUGUGUGAAUAAUAAAAACGAAUGAGCUGUGCAAUGGAGUAUCAACAGUUGGUAUCGCCAUCGGUACCGAUUGCACCCCAUCAAAAUCAUCAUUCCCAACAAUCACAACAACAACAACAACAACAACCACAGCCACCACCACCACCUCCACCAUUACCCCAACAACAACAACAACAUCAUCAUCAUCAACAACAUCAAUCACAACAACAAUCAAUUGCCACAACAGUACCAUCAUCCCAUCCUCAUAUUGUAUUAGCAUCAAUUCAUCCACCUCAACAAACACCCCCAAAUUUACCACCACCAACAACACCCCAUGCACAUCAAAUACAUCCACCCUUACCGUCAAUUCAUGAUGACAGUACAAGUUCACGAUGGACUCAAUAUCAACAUAUUUGGCGACAACAUCAUGUUUAUAUGAAUGGUAAACAAACAAAAGAUGGUCCAGAAGACAAAAAAGAUACUGACGGUGAGCUUUGGGGUAAUGUUGAGGCGCAAUCCGCAUUUUUGGGCCCAAAUUUAUGGGACAAAACACUACCUUACGAUGCCGACCUGAAGGUACUAAAUCAUUAUGUCGAUUUGGAUGAAUUUUUAUCUGAAAAUGGUAUACCAGUUGAUGGUGUUGGUGGUCAAGGACCAAUGCAAUCAAGUCAAUUGCACAAAAUUAAUAAUAACAGUAAUGAAGCAACAAGUCAUCAAGGACCAGCAAGUCUUCAUCUUGAACCAGUUACAAAACGUGAAAGAUCGCCCUCACCAAGUGAUUGUUGUUCACCAGAUACUCUUAAUCCACCAUCACCUGCCGAUUCGACAUUAUCAAUGGCAUCAUCUGGACGAGAUUUUGAUCCACGAACACGUGCCUUUUCCGAUGAAGAGCUUAAACCUCAACCCAUGAUUAAAAAGUCUCGGAAACAGUUUGUACCGGAUGACCUGAAGGACGACAAAUAUUGGGCACGUCGAAGGAAGAAUAAUAUGGCUGCUAAAAGAUCAAGAGACGCACGUCGCAUGAAAGAGAAUCAAAUUGCAUUAAGAGCGGGUUUCCUUGAAAAAGAAAACAUGGGUCUACGACAAGAACUUGAUAGAUUAAAAAAUGAAAAUAUGUUAUUACGUGACAAGUUAAUGAAAAUAUAUUGUACGUGACAUAUAAAAAUAUAAAGCUUAUAAUGGUACUAUGAUUGAUUGAAAAAAAGAUAUAAAA